Molecule: messenger RNA, 411 nt
Organism: Mya arenaria
Lineage: Eukaryota; Metazoa; Mollusca; Bivalvia; Myida; Myidae
Product: neurofilament light polypeptide-like
Exons: 2
Coding region: 1-411 (136 amino acids)
Source: RefSeq, a predicted model, not a curated record
AUGCUUGGAUCAAAAGUGGUGAUGAAGUACUAUGUGUUAAAAGAUACAGUGGCGGAGGAGGAGGCGGAGGAGGAGGAAGCAGAGAGGAAGCAGAGAGGUGGAGGAGGUGGCGGAGAGGAGGCGGAUGAGGAGGAGAAAGCGGAGGAAAAGGCGGCGGAGGAGGAGGAGGUGGAGGAAGCGGAGGAGGAGGAGAAGAAGGAGGAGGACCCAGAGGAGGUGGCGGCGGAGGAGGAGGAAGCGGAUAAGGAGGAGGUGGAGGUGAAGGAGGGGAAGGCGGAGGAGGAGGAGGCGGAGGAGGAAAAGGAGGAAGCGGGGGAGGAGGAGGAGGAAGCGGAGGAGGAGGAGAAGGAGGAGGCUGAGGAGGUGGCGGAGGAGACCAACAUGCCUCUUGAUAAAAAAUAUGAAAAAUGA